AUGCCAUCAAUGUGUCACACGCUUGGAAGUACUGCUAUGAAGGAACAUUUACAUUUACUAAAGAUUAGAAGGCCACCACCAAUAGGAAUUGGAGAUAUUUACAUUCCACCACCUCCACCACCAGCUUGCACAUUCGAUUCUAAUGGACCUCGUUUAAUUAUUACACACAUUGAGAACAUUAAUUUCAAGUCAUAUGCUGGAAAACAAGUAUUGGGACCAUUUCAUAAAAGUUUCACAUCUAUUGUUGGACCAAAUGGAAGUGGAAAGUCAAAUGUUAUUGAUUCAAUGCUUUUUGUAUUUGGUUAUAGAGCUCAGAAAAUAAGAUCUAAAAAAAUAAGUGUAUUGAUUCAUAAUAGUGAUAACCAUGCAAAUGUUGAAAGUUGUUCUGUCAGUGUACAUUUUCAAAGGAUCAUUGAUAAGCCUGGAGAUAGCUUUGAAGUUGUUCCUAAUUCACAAUUUUAUAUACAAAGGACUGCAUUUAAAGAUAAUAGUUCUUAUUAUGCUAUCAAUGGGAAAAGAACACAGUUUAAAGAAGUGGCACGCCUUUUGCGAUCACAUGGAAUUGAUUUAGAUCAUAAUCGAUUUUUAAUUCUACAGGGGGAAGUUGAGCAGAUAGCUAUGAUGAAACCAAAAGGACAAAAUGAAAAUGAUACUGGGAUGUUAGAGUUUCUAGAAGAUAUUAUUGGAAGUAGUCGCUUUAAAGAACCAAUUGAAUUAUUAUAUCGUCAAGUUGAAGAACUUAAUGAACAGAGAUCUGAAAAGUUACAAAGAGUAAAAGCUGUGGAAAAAGAAAAGGACGAUUUAGAAGAAAUAAAAAAUGAAGCCAUAGAAUAUCUAAAAUUAGAAAAUGACAUAUGUGUGAAAAAAAAUCGUCUAUAUCAAAAAUAUAAAUUUGAGGAAGAACAUAAAGCUGAAGAAGCAAGUAAGAAGAGAGAUAAAAUUACUAAUGAAAUGUCAGAAGUUUUAGGUAAUUUGGAAAAUCUGAAGAAAGAGAAGAAAGGAAAAGAAACUGAAUACAAGAAAAUUUUUGAGAAGUUUGAACAGUUCAAUAAAGUUAGUGAAGAGAAGAAAGAACAGUAUAGUGCAUUGGAACGACAAGAUUUACAAUCCAGAGAAAAUUUAAAACAUUCAAAAAAUAAAUUAAAUACUUUACAAAAAUCUAAAGAAAAUGAACAGAAAAAGCUAGAAGAUUUAAAGAAACAGCCAGAUAAGUUAAAUAAAGAAAUUUCUGAUAUGGAAGCAAAAAAGUGUAAACUUGAAAAGGAGAAAAAUGUUAGAGAGGAAGAACUUGCUAAGGUUAUGACAUGUCUCAAAGAAGAAACAAAAGGUCUUCAACAGAAGAAAGAAAAUCUUGAAGCAGAACUAAUGGAAUUGCAAAAAAAUGUCAAUGAAACAAAGUCAAAGAUGGAAAUAGCACGCUCAGAGUUAGAACUGUAUCUUAGUACUGAAAAACGUGAAACAGCAAAAUAUGAAGAAAUGGUUAAAAAUUUUGAAAAAAAUGAAACUUUGUUAAAGGAGAAAAAGAGUGCAAUUAAUGACACAAAGAAGAGAAUACCAGAUUGUGAAGAAAAAUUAGAAAAAUAUCAGAUAGAACUUACUGAUAUUGUCAAACAAGAGUCUUUUAUAAGUAGUGAGGUAAAAAUUAAACGAUUAAGAGUUGAAGAUGCAAGAAGUGCUAUGAAUGCAAAUCGAAGUCGUGGAAAAGUUCUUGAAACAUUAAUGCGACAGAAAGAACAAAAUAAUAUACCAGGAAUUUUAGGAAGACUUGGAGAUUUAGGAGCUAUAGAUGAAAAAUAUGAUAUUGCUAUUUCAACAGCUUGUGGACCCCUUGAUAACAUUGUUACUGAUACAAUGACAACUGCACAAAAGUGUGUAGAUUAUUUGAAGAGAAAUAAUGUUGGUGUAGCAACAUUCAUUGCUCUUGACAAGAUGGAUAGAUGGAUUCCCUAUACAAAACAGAGAAUCCAAACACCUGAAAAUGUUCCUCGACUUUUUGAUUUAAUAAGAGUGAGGAAUGAAAAGGUGUUACCUGCAUUUUAUUUUGCAUUGAGAGAUACUCUUGUAGCAAAGGAUUUGGAACAAGCAACCCGUAUUGGUCUUCAAGGGAGAACGAGAUUUCGUGUGGUUACUCUUAAAGGAGAACUCAUUGACUUAGCAGGUACUAUGAGUGGUGGUGGGAAAGCAUCGAAAGGCAGAAUGGGUAAAGCUAUUGUUAGUGACAUAAAUCCGGAAGAGAUUGAAGUUAUGUCAAAACAUAUUGAUCAACUUAUGGAUACACUUGCCAAGUUAAAAGAAAAAAAAGAUACUACAGAGGAAUUUAUUGAUCAGAUGAAAAAAGAAUAUAACAGUUUGACACAUUUAUCUCAAAAAUUAUCAGUUGAAAUUCAGGCUCUAAGUGAACAACAAUCUUCUUUAUCUCAACAAUUAAAAGAACAAAAAGAAAAAUUAUUAGUUGUAGCUCCUGAUAAAAAGAAAGUGAAGAUGAUGGAAUCUACAUUAGCAGAAGCAGAGAAAGAUUUAAAAUCUUGUAAAUACAAGGUGUGGCAGAAAAGUAAUGAGAUUGCUCUAAGUGAACAACAAUCUUCUUUAUCUCAACAAUUAAAAGAACAAAAAGAAAAAUUAUUAGUUGUAGCUCCUGAUAAAAAGAAAGUGAAGAUGAUGGAAUCUACAUUAGCAGAAGCAGAGAAAGAUUAUAAUAAAGCAUCUUCAACUUCAUGCAGUUUGGAAGAAGAAGUUCAAAGUGUUGGGCUGUGGUUCACAAAGUGGGGUGGUAACACCCACUUUGGGAACUACUUGAAUAAAUCUAGGGAACAAAAAGAAAAAUCUAAAGAAGAAUGCGAAGAAAAGAUGCAGAUUGUUAUGAAAGAAAUAAAACAAUUAAAAGAAAAGGAAAACAAAUUGAAUAGUGAUCACAUUGAAAUUAAAAAUGAACUUGAUAGAUGUAAAGCAAAAGUUCAAGAUAGCAAUGCCAAGAUAAAACACUGGACUUCUCAGCUAGAUAAUUUAAAAUUACAAGAAGUUGAUAAUGAAGUCCCAGAUAAGUUACCAAAAUUAGAUUCUGAAGAACUUAUGAAUGUUGAUUCAGAAUCAGUUAAGUAUGAAUUAUUAAUAAUGGAGGAAAGUUUACAGAAAAUGACACCUAAUAUGGCUGCUAUUGCAGAAUAUAAAAAAAAGGAAGCAAUAUAUGUUCAGCGUGUUUCUGAACUUGACAGUAUCACACAACAACGAGAUACUCAAAGAGGUUACCAUGAUGACUUAAGAAAGCAGCGUCUUAAUGAAUUUAUGACUGGUUUUUCUAUCAUAACAACAAAACUGAAAGAAAUGUAUCAAAUGGUGACAUUAGGUGGAGAUGCAGAGUUAGAAUUAGUAGAUUCAUUAGAUCCUUUUUCAGAAGGCAUUGUUUUUAGUGUGCGCCCACCAAAAAAGUCAUGGAAAAAUAUAUCUAAUUUAUCUGGUGGAGAGAAAACAUUAAGUUCUCUGGCUCUUGUAUUUGCUCUUCACUAUUAUAAACCUACACCUUUGUAUGUAAUGGAUGAAAUUGAUGCUGCGUUAGACUUUAAAAAUGUUUCAAUUGUUGGGAAUUAUAUCAAGGAAAGAACGAAGAAUGCACAGUUUAUAAUUAUCUCAUUAAGAAACAACAUGUUUGAAUUAGCUGAUCGUUUGGUUGGAAUAUAUAAGACAUACAAUUGUACAAAGUCAGUGACUAUAAAUCCUGAUAUUAUUGCAUCAUCAUCAUCCUUAGCAAAAUUAACUGAUGAUAUAAAUUCUUCAAAUCAAACCAUCAACCAUUUACAAUAAAAUAAUUCUUUGAUUCAAAAACAUACAAACUUGUAUAUAAACUAAAUCAUCAAAAGAAAUGCAAUUUUUAUGUAUUUUUAAACACUAAAAAAUUUUUGUAAAAGUAUUUUAUCUAUUUGACAAAAUAUAACUUUUUAAUAC
Molecule: messenger RNA, 3939 nt
Organism: Centruroides sculpturatus (bark scorpion)
Lineage: Eukaryota; Metazoa; Arthropoda; Arachnida; Scorpiones; Buthidae
Gene: glu
Product: structural maintenance of chromosomes protein 4-like
Exons: 27
Coding region: 1-3798 (1265 amino acids)
Biological process (GO): mitotic chromosome condensation
Cellular component (GO): chromosome
Molecular function (GO): ATP hydrolysis activity; protein binding; ATP binding
Source: RefSeq, a predicted model, not a curated record